CGCAUUAACGCUUGAACAAAACAUCAGUCUACUAUUGUGCGAUUGCAGUUUCAAAGUGCUGAUGGUUCACUAACAGAGCUAGAUUACUUCAGCGUUUGUAACUAGCAGACAAUCAUUUCGAGAUGGAUCUGCCGAAUUUAAUUAGUUUUAUGAUAAUAGGCUUAUUUUGUGCUGGCAUUUGUGCUCGACCAGGUCAGUUAAAGGAAGAAAAAUAUGAAUUUCAAGAGUUCUACUCAAGUUCUUCGCAAGGUGAUUUGGAAAGCUCGUCCCAUAAUGCAAGACUCCAGGUUGCUCCGAUACAAUAUGAAGUUGUUACCUGGUCCCAGCAACAUCCCAAUGAAGUGAGCGCAUUUGCUGAAAUGUUUCGUCAAAACUACAAUAGGAUGGUCUUUCAACACAAUGAAAUGAUGCAGCUACAUCAGCAAACUAUGGCUAAUAUUUUUACACCAGUAACUUACGAACUCUAUCAUGUUCCUGUCGGAUACACAUGGGACAGCUACUUUGGGAAUACAUUGCCAUUCGUUUACUAUGAGACGGAAAGAAUGUCCCGUCAGUUGAUCGAGGACUUAGAACAAGGUCGUCGAUCACAAGAAGAGCUACUAAAUCCGAAUUUCUUUAUCGAACAAGCGGCAAAUGAACUAAACAUGGUUCAUCAAUCGCAUCAACAAAUCGAUUCUUCUAAUGGCGUUCAUAAUUUUGAUUCUUCACAAGGCAUUCAUAAUUUUGAUAAUUCAUAUCAACGACCAGAACAAGCCUUUCUUAUUGAACAAGAAACUAAUCAACAGGAUUUCCUCAGUUUUGGGGAUUCUUUCACCAAAGAUGAACAAGUUAGCUCAACUACUAAACGCCCUUCAUAUGUCCAAAGCCUACCCCCAGUAAGGUUCGACAAUGAAAAAGUGAAAACAAAUCAUCAGCAAAUCGAACAAAUCGAAGUUCAUACGCCGAUUUCAGUGGAACUUUCACGACAAGUUCAACAAACAGUUACUCCGACGAAUCAGCCAUCGCAGGUCCACAAUGAUGAAUUUUACGGCAGCACGUUCGAUCAACAACCCAAAUUUGAUUUGCAGUUCGUUGAGAGUCAAUCCAGUUCUGUAACGUCAUCCAGAGAUCAUGUUAUGUCACUAGUAAGGAAUAGGUCCAAAGUCAAAGAUAUAUCAACAAACCCAACGACAACAACUAUUGCGACUACAACCACUACAACGCCACUACCAACAACUACCAGUGGCAUUAUGUCUAUGCUUCCAAACAAACAGCCUGCAAGGAACUAUACCGAUUUGUACCAGCAAGUUCGAGCGGAAUUGGAAAAACACCAGAAACAGGAGUCCGAUAACAAAACCGAAGAAACGCAUUUCAUGGGUAUGACAAGCAACACUGAUCAUGUUAAGCUGACCUACGAAACUGUGAACCAUCGAAAGAACGAGAAGGAAUCUCGUGGAGAUCAGGGAAUUACUACCGACGACUACGUCUACGAAGACACGAGCGAACCAGAAUCAAUAAUAGGACACAACCCAACGACAACUGAGCCUGCUUCAUUGCCAAGAACAUCUAAGAUUCCAAUACAUACGAAUCCAUUCUACUCAGCUGCUCUAGCUCCAUUUCCAACUACGACUACAUUAAAACCAUCGAACCCUUACUAUUCAGCGCCAUUGGCUCCAUUUCCGGGGGAAAUGUUCCGUGAAUCAAGCGAAAAUCAACAACUGCAAUAUGCAGAAUAUUCUGAGGUCCUGGACAUGAACCAAGAAGUUCAAACUAUAGAACAUCAUUAUGGUGGUCACGUUGUAGAAGCUGACACAAUUCAAGAUAUGAAUAACCAUGAGGAGUUCAAUCAAGAUCAAUUUCAAAUUCACCAGGGAUAUGAUGAUAUGCAACAAUAUGAAGAUCUUCAGCAGCGCUAUACAGAUAUUGGUGGCUCAGUGGACAUUGGCCAAGCUUCACAGCAUCCAGUGGAACAAAAACUCGAGAAACAAUCACCACCUGAACAGGCCUAUCGCAAUCCGGAUUUGCAACAUACGUCUGUCAAAAACGUCCAUCAGGAGGAUGGAGUACCAGCUCAUGUUCAGGAAGUCACCGUUACUCCAAUAUCGGUAGAUAUCCCCAGCCAGAAGAAAAAUUGGUUCCAGCGUCAAUUUGAUAAGAUGAAAAAUGUUCUACAUGUUUAAGUCGAACAGAUAAAAAGAUAAAAAAAUAUCUAAUAAAGAUUAAAACAAAGAACCUACUUACCAUAAAA
Aedes albopictus (Asian tiger mosquito) is the source of this 2227-nucleotide messenger RNA. RefSeq lists its product as uncharacterized. Lineage: Eukaryota; Metazoa; Arthropoda; Insecta; Diptera; Culicidae. The record is from RefSeq and is a predicted model, not a curated record. Bases 123 to 2159 code for a protein of 678 amino acids. The transcript has 6 exons.